This is a messenger RNA of Magallana angulata, 2071 nucleotides long. Its product is annotated as silk gland factor 1-like. The record is from RefSeq and is a predicted model, not a curated record. The coding region runs from base 112 to 1377 and encodes 421 amino acids. The transcript has a single exon. Gene Ontology annotation, molecular function: RNA polymerase II cis-regulatory region sequence-specific DNA binding; DNA-binding transcription factor activity, RNA polymerase II-specific; transcription factor binding. Gene Ontology annotation, biological process: regulation of transcription by RNA polymerase II; cell differentiation; anatomical structure morphogenesis. NCBI's taxonomy places the organism in Eukaryota, Metazoa, Mollusca, Bivalvia, Ostreida, Ostreidae.
GUCGAUAAUUUUCAUUUAGACUUCAGAAGUGUUAUACCACGAAUUGGACCAUAGUUAAACAACCUUCGGUGUAUUUACACCCGAAAGUGAAAACAAAAUUUCAGUUGGAUCAUGUAUGAAAAACAACCCUCUUUGGGCACAGAGUGCCCCCAGUCCGGGGAUUACCUCUCCAUGUUAACCUCCAAAGGAGCCUACGACACAAACUGUUCCUCGGGAUAUCCCAUGACAUCCAUCCCGAGCAUGAACUCAAUCGGCAGCAUGAGCAUGAGUAUGCAGUCCAUGGCUAUGACCAAUAACUACUCCCCACCCAGCAUGGGUGGCAUGGCUGGCACCAUGACCCCACCGGGAAUGACCAACCUCGGAAUGACCCCCGGGAUGGGAAUGCAUCCCGGCAGCAUGCACGCAGGUAUGAAUUCAAUGAAUUCAAUGUCCCCCAUGAAUGGUAUGAGUUCCAUGGGUGGCAUGCCGAUGAAUGGGAUGGGAGCUCCCAUGACCCCGAUGAGAAUGGAGAGUUAUAACCGAGCCCAGGCCAUUAACCGGGCCCGGGACAAGUCCUACCGACGGAGCUACACCCACGCCAAACCUCCCUACUCCUACAUUUCUCUGAUUACAAUGGCUAUUCAACAGUCUCCGAACAAAAUGUGCACUCUCAGCGAAAUAUACCAGUUUAUUAUGGACUUGUUCCCUUUUUACCGACAAAAUCAACAAAGAUGGCAAAAUUCUAUCCGACACAGUUUAUCCUUCAAUGACUGUUUUGUGAAAGUUCCGCGGACCCCGGACCGACCCGGCAAAGGAAGCUACUGGACCCUACACCCAGACUCAGGAAACAUGUUCGAGAACGGAUGUUAUCUUCGGCGACAGAAGCGCUUCAAGUGUCUGAAGAAAGAAAUGAUUCGACAGUCGUUGUCAAAGAGCGAAGACGGGUCUGUGAUUGAAAACCCGCACUCUCCUCGCAGUGAUCAGAGUUUAUCUCCUCCACCCCAUAGCCCGGAGGACCUCCCCAACGCACAGGAACAACCGGACAGGAAGCCGGAAAUUCCCAUCACGACACACAACACCACCACCCCUCCGUCCCAGCAUCAGGAGAUGCCCCCGUCGAUGCGGCACCACCCCCAGCAUGACCCCCUGUCGCAGGCGUACAACAAUGGCCAAUAUAACCCUCACUCAUUUCAUCACCCAUUCUCUAUAACCAGUUUAAUUACAGACAAUGCAAAGAUGGACAUGAAAAGUAUGUAUGAGAUGCCCAAUAUGUAUGCAGGUUAUAAUAACUCGAUGGCUUUGCCCCCGAUGGCAAAGACCGAGUCCUCGACCCCCAUGCCUCUCUCGGACAAUGGUUACUACAAAACCUACGCGCCGCACUCAACGGCAAGUCUGUGAAGUGUCACUCCUAAACAGGAACAAACUCAGUUUUAUUCAGAAAGCUGUAAACCAAAGAUAAAUUUUGUCUCAGCGAGCUGUGGUUUGUAAAGUAAUAGUGCGAUGUGAUUUUUUUUUUAAAUAUUGUGUGAAUGUGAUUUUAAUACAAAAUAAGAUUUUUGUGUUUUUUAUAAAGAACUGUGUAUGCGAGAAUAGGAUACUUGUAGAUCAUGUGUUUCCCGGAGGCCGGUGGAUCAAGUUGCUGUUUUCCAAUUAAGAAAGCACUCUUCGAAAUAAAGAAGAAAGGUUGUAUUCCGACCGGUUCGCGACAAUCUGUUAUGUGUUCAGAUGAAAAUUAGACAUUUUGUGUGUAAAUAUAUAUCUAUAUUCAAUUCUACAUUUUAACAUUAAGAAAAAUAAUUUAUUUUUAUAUGAAAUUUUCUAAAACUGGAGCUUUAAAUAUGUAAUAUUUUUAAGGUGAACAAAAUAAUGUGUAGAGAAAUAUGAUGAUAUUUAUAUUUAAUUUUACAUGUUCGCGCCCGAGUGGAACAAUUUUUCCUGGAGAAUUGAAUGGUUGUAGAUUCUGAUAAGCCCACGUGUUGACAGCUCAAACUAUGAUAUUUAUUUUAUUUUCUUUUAAAAUCUAAGUCAUUUUUGUUAUACUUUCUGUAGACAUGAACAAAAAUCAGAAUAUAUAUAACUAUCAAACACAGUA